GAAAUCCAGUCCCAUUUGACAUUUCCAUUUAUCAACGUUUUUCUUUCUUCAAUGCAAUUAGAAUUUUAAGAUAUCGUCAAGAAAGUUAUGUUGAAAUGCUUAACGACAUUACUUAAUAACAGUUUAGAGUCUAAUGUCAGUGCUACUGCCUUUAGUUAUGUUUAUUCUGCAGACUAUCAACACUUGAACAAAUCCUGCAAACUAGUUACGUAUACAUGUAAAAAGUUGAAAUGUUUUCCACAUGUUCAAUGGAAUUAAUCAUUGAAGUUUGAAUGAUCACUGUUAUCUGGGUAUAUUGUUGUUUUGCUAAAAAUGUCUUCAUUCUUGUUCAUCGUCUUGACACCAAAUUCUGAAGAUGUACUAGUAACAUGCGGAAAAAAGAAAACAGCCAAGGAUGAUGAGACUGAGUCCAAAGAUGAUCCAAAAGUCAAAGAAGAAACAGAAGAGAAAACAGAAAAUGGAAAUGAGGAUGCUGCUGGUGAAAAUGAACAAAAACUUGAUGGAGAUGUAAACGGAAAUGAACAGAAGGAUGGAGACGGUAAAACUGACGAUAAAAUUGAUAAUAGUUUGAAAGAAAAUGAAGUGAUUGAAACUGGGUCAGUUGGUUCAGAGGUGAUUGAUGAAGGGACAAAUGUAGACCUCGCAGAGGUCAAAGUUCGUGUAGAUGAUGGAGAAGAUAACACUGAAAGCAGUAAAGAAGCCUCUGGUGAUGAAAGUGAAGCAGACGAGAAACAAGUUGGCCGCUUCCUUGUGAAAGUGACUGAAGACAAGUCAGACAAUGAAGAAGGAGGGAAUGUUGGAGAGGAGGACACUACAAGGUCUACUUCCAGCAUGACGAGAUCUGUCAGCUCAAAUAGGUCCCUCAGCCCACUUAAGGCGGUUGGUUCCAAUCGGUCCAUGGAAAAGAUUGCAAUGGAGACAAAGAUCAGUACAGCCGAAGUUUCGGAGGAGACACCGACAGGGGAGAAUACUUUGACUGAGGUGGAGUCUGGGGAGUUAACUCCACUUGUCAUUUUAGAAAUGCCACUUUAUAAGAAGGUGGAUGAGAUGUUGGAGUCGUUUGGAAUCACGACAAUAGACAGGGAGGUGAUAGGAAACAGCAAAUACAGAAAGUUCUCAUUCAUCCUGGAUGACAGUCAGAUGUGUGAGAAGGUGCUAAACAAGCUGGGAACACUCGGUGUCGGCUCUGUCAAGGACUCAUCAUUCAGUGUGUUUCCGUCCAGCCUAUACAAUGGCUACAAGCCUUGUGAGAAUGAGGAGGACGAGGAGAAUGGAGGAGGGGUGUCCACCAAUGCAGAUCUACUGGCAUCAGCGCGUAGGUUGCGGAAACAGGAGAGCUCGUCCAGGGAAGUUUUCAUGAAAUCCAUCAAGUCACGACUUGUUGUACAACAGGUGGUGAACACAGUAACAGCGAACGCCCAGUUCACCUUUGAUUACUUGCUACUCAUUAUUCUUGCCAGUUUGAUAUCAUGUAUGGGCCUGGUAGAGAGCAGCUCUGUUGUUUUAGUUGCCAGCAUGCUUAUAUCACCACUUAUGGGACCAAUCCUUGCCACAACAUUUGGUCAGGUGAUACAGAACCACGGGCUCAGAAAUCUUGGGCUCAAGUCAGAACUGAGCGGCUUGCUCAUAUGUAUUUUUGUUGGUUUUGUGUUUGGGCUAGUGACAGGAAGUUUUGGUCUGAAAGGGGCAGUUUGGGGCAGCUCUGACCAGUGGCCUACACAGGAGAUGGCCAGCAGGGGAGAGUUGAGAGCCCUGUGGGUAGGAAUGCUGAUAGCAGUGCCAUCAGGUGCGGGUGUGGCCCUCUCUGUGCUUGGUGGGAACGCCGGGUCCCUGGUGGGCGUGGCAAUAUCUGCCUCCCUUCUACCCCCGGCCUGCAAUGCUGGAAUGUUGUGGGCAUAUUCAUUCCUUGCAGCCAUCAGUCCACCAGAAGUUGUCCAGACUGCCACUACACUACUCACUACGGCCAUGCCUUUAACAACUGCAAUGAUUGACAACAUCACAAUAACAAUAGCAACCAACACCACCAUCAGCACCACAGCUCCUACAGCCACCAACCCGACCCACUUGGCCUCGGAGGGCACAUGCCUUGCCCUGGUAAACAAUGCGUACGUGCCGGUGUACAGUUGCUCGGUUCCCCGGGAGGCGGCAAUGCUGGGAGCCAUUAGUCUUCUCCUCACCAUCCUCAAUAUACUUUGCAUCAUUGCGAUGGGUGUUCUCGUACUUCGGAUCAAGGAGGUUGCCCCAGAGACAGCAGGCCCUAUCAAGUCUUUCUUCUCAGAGGAUAUACAUGUUGCGAGGUCGUACAACACCACCCAGAAGGGUGUGACAGGAAAUACACUUGGUAAGCAGCUUCUGUCAGAGUGGAGCCUGUACAAGGAGCAGCAGGCCCAAUCAGACCAGGACGGCUUGAGCAAGGAGAUCGGGGUCGUGGAGUUUGUCAACCAAAUAAAGGACAUAGAGAUGUCCCCAUACACCCAGCAUCUCCUCUCCAAUCUGCCCAACCGUUCAUCCUGGGCUGUGCACAAUGAACUCAGUCCGGAGUAUGAUAUGGCUGUCAACCGUUUGAACGAACAGCUAUCCAAGCACCCCUCAGUCUAUCUCGCAGAUGCAUCAGUGACCGACCAGCGGAUCAAACAGGCUUAUAACACCAUACACCACAUUCCAGGACAGCAAAACUCCAUGGGGGCUGAGUUUAGGAGACAUCUGAAGCAACGAAGUUCUGCACGGAAUAUGACGCCUGUAUCAACAGUUUUGGAGACGGUAUCUGAAACGUCCCUGAACUCCAAUAAGAAUGAGCAGCCAUCUGUAGCUCCAACUGCUGCCUCUGGAAGAAAUCUUCUCAACUUUACGAGUAACAAACUGUUCAAACGUAGGAAGCCUCGCGUUCAAUUCAAGGAAGGAGAAUCUGACUCCUUGGUUUGAGCUAUAUGUUAUAACUUAUACUGGGUUGCGGACAAAAGUGCACUUUCAGUUCUGCUGUGUUUUGGGGUUAUUUUCUGUUAAUGUUUUUAGCAUUUAUUCAUUACAAGACUACUUUAUGUGUUAAUAGUUUUCAUUGGUUCAUUUUAAACUUAUUUCUAACAUGUAAAAUAAUAAAUUUAAUAGAUCUAUAAUCUACAUAAAUAUAUUUUUUUAACAAAAUUUGUUUUCUUUUAUAUGAAGAUGUCAUACCCAGUUAUAUUUAUAUAUAUAUAUAUAUAUAUAUAAUCAUUUUCUUAGAUGUUUAAGAGCUCUUGUAACAGAAAUAAUUUCAAAUAAAAUGUCUGGGAAUUGUAGGAAACUCUACCACAGUAUUUAAGUAGUUAUUCCUGUCAUUUGUAAUUCUACAUUAACAUUGAUUGUAUUAUCAGAUGCUAAUGCCAUGUGGCUGAGGUAUACAUUCAAGUGAUGAAUAGCAUGUUUGUGUGUAUCAACCUUUUCUAUGUAUUUAUGAUGUAUUUAUGAUGGAUUUUAUUCAUCUAUAAGCAUAGCUAUGAGACUCAUUGAUGUAUAACACAUUUUUUAACAUUCACUGGGUAACUUAAUUUUUAGAGCAUGAAUGGUAUUUGCUGAAGUCUACCUAGAUCAUUAAGUGGUAGAUGAUGAUUUUUUAAGUCAUAUUGAACAUCUUUAAUGUAGACUCAGAACCAACAAACUAAAUAGAAUUUGUCUUGUUGUAUAAAAUUGGCAUUAUUCAUUCAAUCUGUGAUUGAUGUUUUUCAUCUGUUAUGAUAUUGCAUUAAGCUGGAAUUUGAACAAUUUACAAACUGACAUGCUGAAUUCAAAUUUACCUGUUUUAACUACCCCGAUCUUGUGAUAUUGAUUCUCACGUUUUUUUUUUGGGGGGGGGGGGGGAGGUGAGAGAAAAAAGUUGAGGUAUUGUGGUUGCCUUGGUGUUGUUGUUGUAGGUAUCGGUGUGAAAAAUAUAGAACCUUGACCAUAACUCGGAAGAUGUUGCCAGAGACAAUAUGCUCAUGUGUAGCAAGGCCCAUAACUCUGGCGUAAAUGGUUAAUAAGUUAUGCCGUUAUUUUGAAUGAAAAGAAGAACAGACGAGGCAGUGCUGUUUGCUCAGUGGUGUAUUUGUUAGGGUUUCUAUGUCAUUCCAGCUGAAUGAAUUUUUGUUAUUUGUUUGUUCACGUUUCAUGUAGGCAUUGGUACUUGUCUGUUGUUGGUGUUGAUUCUUGGUACAUGUUUGUUGUUGGUGUUGAUUCUUGGUACAUGUAUGUUUUUGGUGUUGAUUCUUGGUACAUGUUUGUUGUUGGUGUUGAUUCUUGGUACAUGUAUGUUGUUGGUGUUGAUUCUUGGUACAUGUAUGUUGUUGGUGUUGAUUCUUGGUACAUGUUUGUUGUUGGUGUUGAUUCUUGGUACAUGUUUGUUGUUGGUGUUGAUUCUUGGUACAUGUUUGUUGUUGGUGUUGAUUCUUGGUACAUGUUUGUUGUUGGUGUUGAUUCUUGGUACAUGUUUGUUGUUGGUGUUGAUUCUUGGUACAUGUUUGUAGUUGGUGUUGAUUCUUGGUACAUGUUUGUAGUUGGUGUUGAUUCUUGGUACAUGUUUGUUGUUGGUGUUGAUUCUUGGUACAUGUUUGUUGUUGGUGUUCAUUCUUGGUACAUGUAUGUUGUUGGUGUUGAUUCUUGGUACAUGUUUGUUGUUGGUGUUGAUUCUUGGUACAUGUUUGUUGUUGGUGUUGAUUCUUGGUACAUGUUUGUUGUUGGUGUUGAUUCUUGGUACAUGUUUGUUGUUGGUGUUGAUUCUUGGUACAUGUUUGUUGUUGGUGUUGAUUCUUGGUACAUGUAUGUUGUUGGUGUUGAUUCUAUGUACAUGUUUGUUGUUGGUGUUGAUUCUUGGUACAUGUUUGUUGUUGGUGUUGAUUCUUGGUACAUGUCUGUUGUUGGUGUUGAUUCUUGGUACAUGUCUGUUGUUGGUGUUGAUUCUUGGUACAUGUUUGUUGUUGGUGUUGAUUCUUGGUACAUGUUUGUUGUUGGUGUUGAUUCUUGGUACAUGUCUGUUGUUGGUGUUGAUUCUUGGUACAUGUCUGUUGUUGGUGUUGAUUCUUGGUACAUGUCUGUUGUUGGUGUUGAUUCUUGGUACAUGUUUGUUGUUGGUGUUGAUUCUUGGUACAUGUUUGUUGUUGGUGUUGAUUCUUGGUACAUGUUUGUCGUUGGUGUUGAUUCUUGGUACAUGUUUGUCGUUGGUGUUGAUUCUUGGUACAUGUUUGUCGUUGGUGUUGAUUCUUGGUAUAUGUUUGUCGUUGGUGUUGAUUCUUGGUACAUGUUUGUUGUUGGUGUUGAUUCUUGGUACAUGUUUGUUGUUGGUGUUGAUUCUUGGUACAUGUUUGUUGUUGGUGUUGAUUCUUGGUACAUGUUUGUUGUUGGUGUUGAUUCUUGGUACAUGUUUGUUGUUGGUGUUGAUUCUUGGUACAUGUUUGUUGUUGGUGUUGAUUCUUGGUACAUGUUUGUUGUUGGUGUUGAUUCUUGGUACAUGUUUGUUGUUGGUGUUGAUUCUUGGUACAUGUUUGUUGUUGGUGUUGAUUCUUGGUACAUGUUUGUUGUUGGUGUUGAUUCUUGGUACAUGUUUGUUGUUGGUGUUGAUUCUUGGUACAUGUAUGUUGUUGGUGUUGAUUCUUGGUACAUGUUUGUUGUUGGUGUUGGUUCUUGGUACAUGUUUGUUGUUGGUGUUGGUUCUUGGUACAUGUUUGUUGUUGGUGUUGGUUCUUGGUACAUGUUUGUUGUUGGUGUUGGUUCUUGGUACAUGUAUGUUGUUGGUGUUGAUUCUUGGUACAUGUUUGUUGUUGGUGUUGAUUCUUGGUACAUGUUUGUUGUUGGUGUUGAUUCUUGGUACAUGUUUGUUGUUGGUGUUGGUGUUGUCUUCAUGUUGGGAUCUAUAUAGAAGAGGCAUUUGUUGAGAAAUAUACAAUGAAUUUUACAGAGGGCAUUCUACUGUAUUUAAGAGCAGUGUCUCAUGGAGACAGCUUCCUCACAUGUCAACGUAUACAAAGAAUUUUUAUUAUUUUUCAAUUUUUCAGAGAAAAUCAUGUUGCAUAUAUACAAGUUGAGUUACAAUCAAGGUGAUAUAUUUGGAAUCUUGAUGGCAUUUUAUAUGUGUAGCUAUUGGGUAUACAAAUGAUAUUAAGUGUUGUUAAUUUUCCCCAAUAUAGUUUUCACCAGUUCAACGGAAGUUACUGUGUCACUAUUUAUAUACAUGUACAUGUUUUCCAUAUAUAGGUAUAUCCACAGGGAGUUCACUCAAUUUAUAGCUUGACUAUUCGAAGAAUAAGGAGAGCUAUACUACCAACACUGGUGUCGGCGUCACACCUUGGUUAAGGUUUUGCAUGUUAGCAAGUUUAAGUCAUUAUCUCAGUUAAUACAUUAUUUAUUGCAUUGAAACUUUGGAUAUGUUUUCCCAACUAUCUAACCUACUUAAUAAAUGAAGUUAGAUAACACUGUUUUGAAUAUAAUUCAAAUAAAAAGCCUUUAUUAUUUGACUUAGAUUUUUGGUUUAGGUUUUGCAUGUAAGCACACAUAGGUCAAUAUCUCAGCAACUACUUGAUGUAUUGCAUGGAGACUUUUUACAAUUGGACUCAACCUUCAAAUCUACUUAAAUAACCAAGUUAGAUAACUCUAGUUUGCAAUAAAUUCAAAUAGUUGCCCUUUAUUAUUCGACAUUAACAUUCUGGUUAAGGUUUUGCAUGUAACCACUUUUAAGUCAAUACCUCAGCGAAUACAUCAUGUAUUGCAUUGAAACAUUACACACAGGCUCCUAACCAUUUAACCUUCUUAAUUAAUCAAGUACCGUAAGAUAACUCUAUCUUGCAUAUUAUAUAAUUUUUGCCCCUUUAUUAUGCGACUUAUAAAUUUUGGUUAAGGUUUUCCUUGUUAGCACACAUAGGAUAAUAUCUCAGGAACUACUUGAUGUAUUGCAUUGAGACUUAAUACAAUGGUACACAACCACCCAACCUACUUGAAUAACCAAGUUAAAUAAAUGUAUUUUGCAAAUAAUGGCCCUUUAUUAUUAGACUUAGAAAUUUUGGUUAAAAUUUUGCAUGUAACCACAUUUAUGUUAAUAUCUCAGCAAAUACAAAUUGUAUGUAUUGCAUUGAAAUCUAAUCUAACAGUGAUCCAUGCAUGUUUCGCCAAAACUUUUCAAUCCUUAAACUGAAAAGCGGCGGAAUAGUUGAGUGCGCUGUCUCUGUGACAACUCUUGUUAGUCUUUAAAAUAUAUAUAUAGGGUAAAAAAAUGAGAGAAACCCCCAUGGAUAUAUCAUGUUUUCCCUAUACACUGUGUAUAUCAUGUUUUCCCUAUACACUGUACAUUGUGUUUACAGUAAAACUGCGAUCACUCAAGGACGCCGGAGUCCGAGCUGAAACCUCGAGGAAACCGAUGUUUCGAACGACCCGAGUUUCAAUUUUUCUGAUAUGAAAUAUCUUUCAGUGUAUUUUAAGUUAGAGAUUGUCAAACUGACUGUUAACUACGACACCGAUUAUGUGUUGCAUUGUGGAAAUCGCUCAUAUGUUCAAAGGCUGUUGUCUACUAAAUGUAAAAGAAAAAAACAAUUAUAAAUGAAUAAAUAGUUAUGUUUAUUAUACAAAAAGCACAUUUUCUAAAUAAGCAACAUUUAAAUAUGACAGUACAUAUUAUGGCAUUAGUCAGAUUUAAGUUUCGCAAAAUCAAGAAUUGAUGAUUGGCACAUCUUGUCUGUCUUGCGAAACUGUUCAAACUCAUAAUUAUCUUCUCAAAUGCCCUUAUCAACUUAUAGCGGUCAUGCGUAAACAGUGAUAAACUGUUUUUCACACCUUAUGAAAUUUCCUUUCAGCAGUCGUUGCAAUUUUUACAACUUGUGAAUUUUUUAACAUCUAGCUAUUGUUUGUUUAUUUUGGAACAGGCGUUUGGGAAAAAGUGUGAAAUUAUGACUUCGAGGGAGCCAUAAGGUUUUGUGCAUGAUUUGCGGACCGGCUGUUGUGCUCGACUCCUCGACUUAUUUUGGUUUUGAUGCAGCGUCAGUAUAUUUUAUAUGAUAAUAGAAGGAAAAAUGUUCGGGACCAAGCUCUGACCUCGAGGGACCGCCGGUUCUCGAAUGACCGCCUGUUCGAUUGACAGCAGUUUUACUGUAUCAUGUUUUCCCUAUACACUGUACACUGUGUAUAUCAUGUUUUCCCUAUACAAUGUACACUGUAUAUCAUGUUUUCCCUAUACACUGUACACUGUGUAUAGCAUGUUUUCCAUAUACCUGGUAUAUCAUGUUUUGCAAUAGUUAUAUUCCCUGUUUGUCAGUAUUAUCUAUUGGAAUGUUGUCCUGUUGUAAUUCUGAUUCUUAAAUAGUAUAUUUAUAGGUUUAAUUGUGAUGGCUAGUUAUUGUAGUGUUAACAUUUAAAACAUAUUAGUUUUAUGUUGUUUUUAUGGUUUGAACAUAAUUUUAUCAACUAUAGCUUUUUUAUUGAUUGUAAUUAAUACAUGUAUCCUUUUUCUUUUAUUCUUUUUCACAACUUUCAUGGAUAUUAACAUUUACAUGUAGAAUGUUAAAAUAUGACGUACACCAUUACAUGAACAGUGGGUAGAAACAUUUUCACCUUUGUGUCUGUUUUCUUGAUGUCACAUGUUGCAUGUGACAUUAAUGCAUGAACAGAGUGAUCGAGAAUAGACUUUUGGAUGUACAGGCCAAAAUUCUUCCACUAGUGUUUGGAUUAAGAAAAGGAAGGAGCCUUGCUAAAUUAAUUCCAGAAUUUGGACAGCAUUUUACAGUUGUCUUUCUUGUGCUAUUUUCAACAACUUGAACAGAGGCAAGAUGAAUUCCAUCAGGUCAUCCAUACUGGAAAUGUAUCCAGAUUUUCUGUAAGGUAUUUGUAUUUUAAACAUGAAAGAGAUCCUUAGACUUGUCAUAUUUGAAUAUAAGUUAUAUUUGAAAUGUUUCUAAUUUAUGAAUAAAAGGAUUGAUUUAACAAAUAAAUAUACUGGUCAUAUUUUAUGAGUGCUUGGUAGCUGACCAGCCAAUGACUGUGAUUAUCCUUUAUGAGGGGUGCUAUUUUAACGAGCUUAUUGAGUGAUUUUUCAUUUUCAUAAGUAUCACGAAAGAUCAGUAUUGAUAUAAAUAACACAGUUAUUUCAGUGUAUUGAUGCAAUAUUGUUUGGUACAGUAUGAACAGCAUGUUAGUACCUACUAGAAUUCAAUAAUUUAAUAAUACAUGUAUAUACUUUU
Mya arenaria is the source of this 9170-nucleotide messenger RNA. RefSeq lists its product as uncharacterized. The record is from RefSeq and is a predicted model, not a curated record. Lineage: Eukaryota; Metazoa; Mollusca; Bivalvia; Myida; Myidae. Bases 313 to 2922 code for a protein of 869 amino acids. The transcript is spliced from 19 exons.